Messenger RNA from Coffea arabica (coffee), 1840 nucleotides. The record is from RefSeq and is a predicted model, not a curated record. Lineage: Eukaryota; Viridiplantae; Streptophyta; Magnoliopsida; Gentianales; Rubiaceae.
AAGUAUAUUGAGAGAGAUUGAUGAGCAUGUGCAGAGGGAGAUCAUGAAUCACAGGUCCUUAAACCAUCCCAAUAUAGUUAGGUUCAAGGAGACUGUAUGGGGGCUUUUGCUUCAGCUCCAGUCAGCAAGAAAAUCAGGUUCAAUUCCAGAGCCAAAGGCCUGUACCAAGCAGAUGCUGGUUAUGGACUUUCCACGGUCUAAUGUUUGGAUUUCGAGAUUAAACUCCUGUCUCCGUAGCAAUGAGCUCAGCAGUUGAAUUGAUAUAGUUCAAAGCUUCAAUCUUACCAUAAUUAACAUGAAGUGGCUGGUUUGUCUGAAACCAUUACUAGAAGGCCUUUGCCAAAUCUAUCAAAACGAGUUUAAUAGUGUUAUUUAGUUAUAUUUGGCUACUCGAAACAUCUCCUAGCUGAACAUACUGCAUAGUGGUUACCUAUCAUUUUGUUUUUCAAAGAUGUAUGGUGACUAUAUUUGACUUGAGGUGAAGAGUCAAAGUCCUCUCUCUAUCAGAGAACAGAAUGCAGUGAUUCUGAUUUAUUUGCAUGCUAUAUCAUUUGGUAUUUUGAGCCAAUUUUGAAACUUUGUGCAGGUCUUCCUCACACCAACUCAUCUUGCCAUCGUAAUGGAGUAUGCUGCUGGUGGGGAGCUUUUUGAAAGAAUUUGCAAUGCUGGUAGAUUCAGCGAAGACGAGGUAUCCUUAACUCCUAAAAUAUUUCUGAUACUGGCAAACUUUCUUAGGAUGAUCCAUAUGCUUGGAAACUUACAGACUAGCUUCUAAAAGCUUUGAUUUGAUGCUCAACAAAAUCAACUUAUAUGUUUCCACUUUCGGUUGUUUAUGCUUUGCGCGCAGUUACCACUCUCACUAUAAUUGUCAUUUAUUUCAGGCAAGAUUUUUCUUUCAACAACUUAUAUCAGGAGUUAGCUACUGCCAUUCAGUGCAAAUUUGCCAUCGGGAUCUUAAGCUGGAAAAUACACUCUUAGAUGGAAGCCCAGAACCACGUCUCAAAAUAUGUGAUUUUGGCUAUUCUAAAUCCUCAGUAUUGCAUUCCCAACCCAAAUCUACAGUAGGAACGCCGGCCUAUAUUGCACCAGAGGUCUUUUGCAGAAAAAAGUAUGAUGGGAAGAUUGCAGAUGUUUGGUCAUGUGGGGUUACCUUGUAUGUGAUGCUUGUUGGUGCUUAUCCAUUUGAAGAUCCUGAGGAUCCAAGAAAUUUCAGAAAAACAAUUAAUAAAAUUCUGAGCGUUCAAUAUUCAAUUCCUGAUUAUGUUCGAGUCUCCAGGGACUGCAAACACCUUCUGUCUCGAAUAUUUGUAGCUGACCCUGAAAAGAGAAUAACCAUUCCAGAAAUCAAGAAGCAUCCGUGGUUUUUAAAGAAUUUGACUGUGGAAUUUGUGGAAGGAGAACAAGCCAGCAUUCAAGUGAACAGUGCAGCCAACUAUUCUCAAAGUAAUGAAGAGGUGUUGGCUAUAAUACAAGAGGCGACGAAAUCGACAGAGGGGCCUGGAGUUGGAGAAAAUUUCAUUGGAGGCAGCAUGGAUCUAGAUGAUAUUGAUGCUGAUUGUGAUAUAGAUGAUAUAGAGACAAGCGGAGAGUUUGUUUGUGCAUUAUGAAUGCUACUUCUCCAUAACAGUGAAUUUUGAAUUGUCAUCUAAAAUGUGAAAACUGCAUAUCAGAGCUAGUCUUUCAGGGGCUGUUUUAGUCAGUCAAUCGUUUUAUGUUUCUGGAUCUUGCUGUAUAACUAAUCUUCACUCCUGAAGUCCUUUUCAAACGAUUUGGAAAACCAUAGGUCGUUGUAAGAUAUUGCAUUCAAUUGGCUUUCUGGUAUGACAUAAGGAUUCCACAA